AUGGCCGACGGGAAGCUGCUCUCCGUAGACGAGAUCUCGAAACACAACACGCCAGAGGACUGUUGGAUCGUAGUCGACGGUAAUGUAUGGGACAUGACAGAGUUCGCACCCGAACAUCCAGGAGCACCACAGAUCAUCUGGAAACACGCCGGCCGCGAUGCCUCAACCUCCUACAAUGCCAUCCACUCUCCCAACGUCAUCUCCUCGAACCUCGAACCGUCCAAGCUCAAAGGUAGGGUCGAUACACGUACCAUCACAGACGAAUGGCAACGGCCUUCCCCAACAGCCACGACCGAACUUCAGCUCAACGAGAAACCUCCCCUCAACACCGUGAUCAACGCCCAGGACUUCGAAGAUAUCGCCCAGCGUACGAUAAGCAAUAAGACAUGGGGCUUCUAUUCCUCAGCAGAUACAAACUGCAUCACAAGAGAUCGUAAUCAGGAGUACUUCAGUCGGAUAUGGUUUCGACCACGGCUGUUGCGAGAUGUCAAGAAUGUCUCCACUGAGACGACAAUCUUCGGGCACAGAGCGGGAGUACCAAUAUAUGCUGCGCCGGCAGCCAUGGUCAAGAUGAUCCACCCAGACGGCGAAAAAGCUAUAGCUCGUGGAUGCGUGCCGAAUUGUGUUCCUCAAGGUAUAUCAACCAACGCCAGUUUCCCUGUCGAAGAGAUCGUUUCAUCAAUCGAGCCGGGCGGACAUGCGUUCUUCUUCCAACUGUAUGUGAACAAGGACCGAAAGAAGUCAGAGGCGCUGCUCAGACAUGUUCGCUCACUGGGGAUCGACACAAUCCUUGUCACAGUCGACGCGCCAAUGCCCGGGAAACGAGAAGCAGACGAGAGAGUCAAGAUGGACGAAAAUCUGAGCACACCCAUGUCUGAAAUGAAGGGCUCAAAUGACAACCGUGGCGGCGGUAUCGGUCGACUAAUGGGCGGCUUCAUUGCACCCGACUUCACAUGGGACGAGUUCACCUGGCUACGAAAGCAUUGGGACGGGAAGAUUGUGGCCAAGGGCAUUCAAACCUGGCAAGAUGCAAAAAUGUGCGCCGACGCCGGCUUGGACGGUAUCAUUCUCUCCAACCACGGCGGCCGCAACCUCGAUUCUUCCCCACCCGCCAUCUUAACCCUCCUAGAAUGUCAACUCAACUGCCCCUCCAUCUUCACGUCCCUCGAAGUCCUCGUCGACUCCGGCAUCCGCCGCGGUGCCGACGUGCUUAAAUGUCUCUGUCUCGGCGCCACCGCCGUGGGCCUCGGUCGACCAUUCCUGUACGCGGCGAAUUACGGCCAAGAAGGCGUGGAGCAUCUGAUUGAGAUCAUCAAGACGGAACUGGCGACGGCGAUGGCGUUGGUGGGGAUUACAGAUUUGAGGCAGUGUGAGCCGGGGAUGGUGAGUACGUUGGAGUUGGAUCCGUUGGUGGUCAAGGGCGAGGGACAUCCUUAUGCUACGGGAAGGAGGAUGGGAGGUUCGACGAGGGCGAGGCUGUAG
Molecule: messenger RNA, 1482 nt
Organism: Zymoseptoria tritici IPO323
Lineage: Eukaryota; Fungi; Ascomycota; Dothideomycetes; Mycosphaerellales; Mycosphaerellaceae
Exons: 3
Coding region: 1-1482 (493 amino acids)
Molecular function (GO): oxidoreductase activity
Source: RefSeq, a predicted model, not a curated record